Molecule: messenger RNA, 507 nt
Organism: Condylostylus longicornis
Lineage: Eukaryota; Metazoa; Arthropoda; Insecta; Diptera; Dolichopodidae
Exons: 2
Source: RefSeq, a predicted model, not a curated record
AUUGAUUUAUAUACAUAUUACCCAUAUGCUGAAAAUUAUUGUAAUUCUGUAUUUCCAAUAUUAAUAAAUCUUACAAAAGAUGAAGCCGGAGAUUUUACAAUUGGAGGGCAUGGUCAUUCAUCGUUAAGAUUGAAAUAUUUUUCAUUUAGUAUGAAUUAUGAUCAAACUGUUUUAGCUCUUGCCAUCCCUAGUGCAAAACCAUAUACACCACUGGAAAAAUUAUAUUUGCCAUUUAAAUAUAAACUAUGGGGAAUGAUAAUUGGAAUAUUGUGUGCCAGUUUCAUUUUAUUUACAUUACGUAAUAUUUGGAAAAAAUAUUUUUAUAAAAAAAAAUUUCAACCGAAAUCCCAAUCACCAUAUUUUAAUAUGAUACGUUUAUUUUUUGGUAAUUCUAUGACAAAAUUACCAAAAUCAAAUUUUUCAAGGUCAAUCAUUAUAAUAUGGAUAUUUGGAUCAUUAAUAAUUGAUAGUGCAUAUCAAGGAGCAUUAUUUCAUUUUUUGAAAGGA